AUCAGUCAUGCAUUUCAAACUGAGAUUGCUGGAGCUCAUCGUUGGCUUACUUGUAGUUCAGGUAAAGUCGCAUCCGCAAGCUGAUCCCUGCCAGAAUUUCUAUAAGGUGGCCUGCGGCAAUUGGUCCGCCAGUCAUGCAACCGAUUCGUACGAAAGUUUUAUGGACCGACUGGACUACAAUUAUCAGGAGAAGUUGGCAGACUUGCUGGAUAAUGAAAGAGAGGACGACGAGCCACAUUUUCUGCAGCAGUUGAGGAACUUUUACACCGCCUGUCGAAAACCUUUGAGCCAGGAUCAAGUCCUGCGCAUACUGGAGCAUCUGAUCGUAAUGGAGAAUAUCCAAAAUGAAGAGCUGUCCGUCGGCUUGACUGCCGCCUUUCGUCUUCAAGUACUCAUAGAUCUAAAUGACUCCAAUACGUAUGACAUUUGGAAGCAGUUGAUGUCCCACAGGAAGCAUUGGGAUCCAAAUACAACGAACAGGGAACCCUUAACUCGCGAAAUGUUUGACAAGCUAUGGGCCAGCCUGCCAAAAAUUCCCUUUCCGUUUAAGGAGUACUAUUGGCGCGAAUUAAGCGAGCUGGAAGAGAAAAUAAUGAGCUAUGGAAGCGAGGACGAUGGCUUUGAUAGCGGUGAUUUGGUUACGCGGAUACCACCCUUUUGGAUGAUGCCCUGGCCAAAUGGGAAUAUUACCUAUGAAAAUCUUUCCCAGAUGGCCCAUUGGCUGGAUAUAAAAGCCAAUGAGUUCAUUCUCACAUAUAUCUAUAUGCGAUUAAAGCUAGUUGCGGAAGGAGUCUCAACGGAAUCCUGGCAUAUAGAUCGCGACCAGUGCGCCGAGCAGUCCAGACAGAUCCUCAGUCAUCCUGCUGCAUGGUUGGUAGAGAAGAAUCAUCCCAGGCUCAAGGAGGAGCCAGUGCUGCAGGACAUUUUCGCGGAGCUGAAGCAGCGCUUUGGCCAAAAGCUUCUGGCGAACAGGAAUAACUUUACUCGCAGCACACAGCACUUUCUUUUGGGCAAAUUGAAAAGGAUGCGGCUGCGAUUGAGCAUCCUGCCCAGAAAUUCUUCGGCCCAAUCCAUGGUGCGACGCAUCGAAAGGCACUACAGGGAUGUUCACAUGAAUGCUAGCGAUUAUUUUGGAAAUCUACAUAUCGGCCUUAAUCACUCCAGAUCCCACAAGAAGUACGCCCAACUAUGGGCCAUAGUCUUCGGCCGCCAGUUGAUUCCAAGCCGAAUAUCCAAGAGCGAUUUGUAUCCCACCCAAGUGCGUGGGUAUGGCACCUAUGCCUCUGCGUUCUACAUAGUCAAACAGAAUAUGCUAAUUGUGCCACUAUCGCUCCUGGAACCGCCGUUCUACACACAUGGCCAGCCGUCGAUACUUACCUACAGUGCACUGGGCUUCAUCCUGGGCCACGAGCUCUCGCACGGCUUUGAUUCCGAGGGCAUGACCUUCUCCUCGCACGGAGUGGGAAGUAGCGCCGUGGACAGGGAGCUUGAUAGGAAUCCGCGAUUCCAGCAGGAGCUUGGCUGUUUGCGCAGAAGAUUCGGGAGGAAGCGGUAUGAAAAGUUCGCGGACGCCAGUGGCUUGGAACUGGCCUAUUCCGCCUACUUUGACACCGCACAAACGGAUCAUAAGCGGAAUCGAAGUGCCGAGGAGUUGGUCACUCAGAAGCAGCAGUUCUUUCAUAACUUUGCCCAAUUCUUCUGCUCCGAUAAGGAGCUCUUGCAGGCGCACGAUCAUGGCAGCGAUAGGAAGAGGGUCAACGAUGCAGUUGCCCACUUUGAGCCAUUUCGGGAGGCCUUCUCCUGUGGCCCCUCGCCCAGGCGAAGGCAGUGUCGAUUGUAUUAGCAAAUGCCUGGAUCAACGAACUUUUAGAACGAUUGAUGAAUAAAUUGCAAUUUAUUCUCCUAAUAUACUUACGAAUGUUUACACACCAAAAAAAAAAAAAAAAACAAUCGAAGGCAAAACGCAACUGUGUGACAUUUAAUUAGUUUAUUUAUUCAUUAUUGGAUUCACCCGACGAAAUAUAUAUACAAAAUCAGGUCGUAAUCGUCAUCAGAAUUAAAAAUCAAAUUAAACGGAAGCGGAAACGGAAACCGUAUCUUUCGUCACCAAUACAUAUAAAUAGUUAACACAUUCCAUUCAGACAGACAACUUUCAGCUAUAGUUAUGGUUAUAGUUCAUAGUUGUGUAGUUGUAAUUCAAGUUGUAGUAUUAGCUUUAGCCGUAGUUGUAUGCUUAGUCAACUAGUUUUGUGUACACUGAAAACAUUUAAACCGGAAACUGCAAUUGUAACUGUUAGACGAGUGUACACAUAUUAACAUUGCAUUACAAUUGUAUAUGCUGUUGCUUACACUAGAAAAAAAACGUACGCGUAGCCUAGAACAUUGAGUUGAAAUUCGUUAGGACUGAUUUGUUAUGUUCUUAUAUAUUUUUUUUUUUUUUGUUUUUGUGUAUUCUUAACUUUCAUUUAAAUCGGUAAACACUGGGGCUCAAAAGGUUUACGAAUUUAAACGAGUUUUCCAUCCUACAACUAACUACGCUAAAGAACCCUAGUUAAAAUACAAAAAUAUUUUACAAAUGGGCGCACAAAAAGUUGCUCUCAAAUAAACAUAUUUACCCAGGCAUUGUUUCAAAAUUUCGUAAAUACCCUAGAAGCUAAAACUAAUCGUCAAUACUAUCGAUUAUUUCGAUUAAUUCAGUUUCGCUUUUCAAUCCGAUAGUUAUGACUUGUGAGUUUCCUGUAAGUAUUUUUCCUAACUUUACUGUAGUAUUAUGUUAUUGUUGUUACCCAAAAUCUUCACCCAGCACUUUCACCCUACCACUAUCACUUCUUGAAAGUUUCACCGCAUCUCUUAGACUUAGACGUACACCCUUAGCCAUAAAAAUAGCAUAUACAUAUAUGAGCUUAAGUACUAAUCUGAAUAUUUAAUCUGAAUAUGACACCAACGCACAGAGAAAUACACACAGAUUCGAAUGG
Messenger RNA from Drosophila melanogaster (fruit fly), 2975 nucleotides. RefSeq names its product fra mauro (gene frma). The coding region runs from base 8 to 1843 and encodes 611 amino acids. Lineage: Eukaryota; Metazoa; Arthropoda; Insecta; Diptera; Drosophilidae. Gene Ontology annotation, biological process: proteolysis. The transcript is spliced from 2 exons. Gene Ontology annotation, cellular component: plasma membrane. The record is from RefSeq and is marked reviewed. Gene Ontology annotation, molecular function: metallopeptidase activity; metalloendopeptidase activity.